AUGGAUGGCAGGUACGGUGGUGGUGGCGGUGGCGGUGGUGGUGGUGGGUGUUAUGAGUUUGAGAGUGGUGGGGUGGUGAUGACAAGAGACCCAAAGCCAAGGCUCAGAUGGACUGCUGAUCUUCAUGACAGAUUUGUUGAUGCUGUUACUAAACUUGGUGGCCCUGACAAAGCAACCCCGAAAUCGGUGUUGAGAUUGAUGGGUUUAAAGGGGUUGACAUUGUACCAUUUGAAGAGCCAUUUACAGAAGUAUAGACUUGGACAGCAAGCAAAGAAGCAGAACAAUGGUGAUCCCAACAAUGAGAACAGUGGUGAUUCCUACGAACACUACAAUCUGCAUUCAACAGGCACGAGCUCCAAUUCUGUGAGAGCAAACCAUGAAGCAGGAGAUAUUCCUAUUGCAGAUGCAUUGCUAUGCCAGAUUGAAGCACAGAAGAGGUUACAAGAGCAGUUUGAGGUACAAAAGAAGCUACAAAUGAGAAUAGAAACUCAAGGGAAAUACUUACAAGGGAUAUUAGAAAAUGCCCAAAAAAGCCUUUCGCUCGACAUGAACUCGACCGGCAACCUCGAAGCAACACGAACUGAACUGACCAACUUCAAUUUGGCUCUCUCGGAUCUCAUGGACAAUCUGAGUGGCGGAGAACGUCGAGAAGAGAACGGUAAGAAGGGCGGCAGCACAGCGGUCAAGGAAGAUAUGAAGAUCAAACGGGAGGGUGGCGGUGGCUCCAUCAGUUUUGAUCUCAACACCGGAGGUAAUUACGACUUCAUCGGUACGAACCCGGAUUUACUAGCUCUUGGAUUUACAAGACACAACUAGAGAAAAUAAGAGAGUGUUGAUAUUUUUCUGCAAUAAUUCAUCUAAAUUUUGUUGAUGCAAAGUGUGAUGUCUUCAUGCAUCAUGUGGUGGUACAAAAUCACACUGAAAUUAAAUUGUAGAUUCAUAACAUUAACAUGUAUUCAGA
Molecule: messenger RNA, 961 nt
Organism: Cynara cardunculus var. scolymus (artichoke)
Lineage: Eukaryota; Viridiplantae; Streptophyta; Magnoliopsida; Asterales; Asteraceae
Product: myb family transcription factor PHL11
Exons: 6
Coding region: 1-816 (271 amino acids)
Molecular function (GO): DNA-binding transcription factor activity; DNA binding
Source: RefSeq, a predicted model, not a curated record